Choloepus didactylus (southern two-toed sloth) is the source of this 675-nucleotide messenger RNA. RefSeq names its product thymosin beta 15B (gene TMSB15B). The transcript has 3 exons. Bases 132 to 269 code for a protein of 45 amino acids. Gene Ontology annotation, molecular function: actin monomer binding. Gene Ontology annotation, biological process: actin filament organization; regulation of cell migration. Gene Ontology annotation, cellular component: cytoplasm. Lineage: Eukaryota; Metazoa; Chordata; Mammalia; Pilosa; Megalonychidae. The record is from RefSeq and is a predicted model, not a curated record.
GGGCGGGGCCCGGGGCGGGGCCUACCACGGGCUUAUAGCUGCAGGGCUCUGCGCGGGAACGCUACCCUCGCCCAGAGUGAGGAACUGUCCGCUCGGUUGUUUGUUAACGUGUCUUCAAGCCUUCAGGCAAGAUGAGUGAUAAGCCAGACUUGUCUGAAGUGGAGAAGUUUGACAGGUCAAAACUGAAGAAAACUAAUACUGAAGAAAAAAACACUCUCCCCUCGAAGGAAACUAUCCAGCAGGAGAAAGAAAGUGUCCAAACAUCGUAAAAUGGGGAUCUCCUUGCAAGAGCAGAUUUCAACAUUGCCUGAGUGUCUUGGUUAUAGGCUGGUUUUUUUUUUUGUAAACUAAUGUGUUUGUAGAGAAUUUAGGUCUCUUUUUAUGUCUUCUCACCUGUACUCCCUAGUUAAGAGGUCAGGGGUAGCCAGUGCUCCAUCACCUUUGUUUUAAAACUACCAUUGGUAUGUACAUUCCAGAUGACUGAUGUCAGUAAUCUCACCGUUGAUGACCUCUGUGUACGUAGUCCUUGCACUCCCUACAGGAUAAGCCACUUUUAACCUCCUCCAAUGGGUUCCUCCAUUGCUCCAUGGUUUUCAUGAAGUUGCAUGCCCUAGCAACUUCUCACAGUUUAUUUUCAUUUCUAAUUUGGCAAUAAAAUAAUAAAUAUAACCACUA